AUACAUAUAUAAAAUAUAAAUAAAUAUAUAUAAAGUAAUUGUAAACUUAUAGUUAAAAAGUACUGCUAACAAAUAAACAAAUCGCAUUCGGUUGACUUCCACUAUUUUGCCAAAGCAGCAGAAACGUAUCAGUAGGUGGCAAGUCAGCCGACUCGGACAAUUCGUUUGUAAGGUGUCGAACACUGCGCGUCUUUCGUUUAUAUUGUUAUACUCGCCGCGUUAGAAUUUCGAAAAUAGACCUCUAGGACAACGAUUGUUAUCAGAAGAUGUACCGCGGUCUUCUGAUUUUUGUUCUUGUGUGUUCGUGUUGGUGCGCGAGUAAUACCACAAAUGGCACUGUGGUGAUGAAAAUUGUCAGGCCGGAGGACGGAGUCAGGGUGGAUCCCAGGAUUUUGCUUAGUAAUUACAAUCAGGACAGAAAAGAAAAAGGGAAGAAACAAAUGCAAGUGGACGACAAAGAAAUGUAUAACGUUUCAGAAGCUGAAUCUUACAACAGGGAAAUCACCUUCCCAAGAUCAUUGGAGGUCAUUCCGGAUAUUUUGUUGAAAAUACAAAAUGAAGAUUGCGUUAGAGAUACCACGAUUGCACUUGAGGCAAUGACUCGACGUGAAAGAUGGACCUUGGAAAUGUUCGAUUCGUUUCCAAAAUUUCCAGUCGGAAUUCUAUCUGGUAAUCACUAUCAAUUAGGGAACUUCGAUGAAUGUAUUAAAGUACAUCAACCAGCUACGGACGAUGACUCCAGAAGAAUUCGUGGUCAGUAUUGCCUGACAGACAUUUAUUUUAAUAAUGGAAGAACUCACACUUAUAACAUGAUCCACGCGAUGGAAAAGACAAAUUCCAGAUACAGCUUCAACAAUUCCAUUGUACAUUGGGGCAUCUGCGUGCCGCAAUCCUGCACCAAAAACGAUUCGAUUAUAUUCGUCGAAGAAAUUUUUAAAUCGGUAAUGCAAAAUGUUGAAAUUGUUGAAGUAAGCAUUGGGGAAAAUAAAUGCACAGUAAGCAGAGCAAUUUCACUGAACAAAUUGGAAAUUGUUUAUGGGUGUGCCAUUGGCGUAUUUGUGAUGUUCAUAAUCUUUGCAACAAUAUUUCACUGUUGGUCACUGAGACGUCGACAAAAUUAUGUAGCAUAUAGUGUGGAUUCUGUACGAGAAAACACAAGUACCCUGAAAGAAGUAGUGCUAAGCUUUUCCUUGAUCAAAACUGUUCAAAAACUUUUACACAAUACUCCAUCUGAUUUGAAUCUCGAAUGCAUCUAUGGCAUAAAAUUUAUCUCUAUGGUUUUCAUCAUUGCCGGGCACACGUUGAUUUUUGUAGUUGGCGGACCUAUGGAUAACGUGAAUUUCAUCAAAGAGGAAGCACCAAAAGCCCAAAACGCCAUAUUCUUCAAUAGUGCCUUAUUGGUAGACACGUUUUUGAUUAUUAGUGGAUUUUUAAUGUGCCGGUUGCUGUUAAUUGAAUUGGAUAAAAGACGGGGAAAGAUUAAUUUUGUUAUCCUUUAUGUUGCCAGAUACAUUAGAUUGACACCUUCUUACCUUGUAGUUAUUGGAUUUUAUUGUACAUAUUUAAUAUAUAUUGGCUCGGGACCGUUUUGGGAUUCAAGGAUUGGAUUAGAAAAAGAACGUUGUUUGAACUCCUGGUGGACGAAUUUAUUGUACAUCAAUAAUUAUAUCAAUACUGAAUAUUUAUGUAUGUUCCAGUCGUGGUAUUUAGCAGUAGAUUACCAUUUAUUUAUUGUUGCACCAUUCAUAAUCUAUCCUCUAUGGAAAUGGUCAAAAAUUGGUGAAACUAUUUUAGCAUUUUGUAUAAUACCAUCUUUAAUAUUACCAUUUUGGUUAACGUAUCAAAACAAAUUAGAUCCCACACUUCUUGCGUUUCCUCCUGAAGUAAGUGACUUGUCAACAAAUACGUACUUUGCAAACUAUUACAUAAAAACUCACAUGAGGACUAGUUCUUAUUUCAUAGGUAUUUUGUUUGGUUACAUCAUCCACAGACUUCAAAGUUCUGGCACCAAAAUUCCUUCUUAUGUAAUUUGGAUAGGUUCAACUAUUGCUGGAAUUGCGGCUGUGUUGUCCAUGUACUCAGUUACAAUAUUUUUUAUGCCUGCUCAUGAGAAAGAUGUUAUUGAAAAUUCCAUUUACGCUCCUCUACAUAGAGUCGCAUGGUGUGUCGCAAUAGGAUGGAUACUUGUUGUUUGUAUUACAGAAAAUGCAGGGACUAUAAAUAAAUUUUUGUCGUGGAAAUGCUUUAUUCCAUUGAGCAGACUGACUUAUUGCGCAUAUCUCAUUAAUGGUUUUGUUGAGAUCUACCAUGUUGGUACUAUCAGACAAAACACAUACAUGAACGUAUAUCAACUUGCUUGUACAGUUUUAGCACACUUAAUAAUAACAUUCUUCCUAGCUUUUAUCAUUUGUAUCUUAUUUGAGUCACCUAUUCAUGGACUUGAGAAAAUUCUAUUAAGUAAAAAUAAAUUUGAGGCACAGCAUCAGACUCGUAGCACGAAUGUAAGGCACAUGGAAGAGAGAUAACAAUGAACUGAUUUUUAUUUUGUAUAUAGAAAAUGUAAAAUAGUUUUUAGAUAAAUUAUUGAUUAACUAGGUAAUAUAUUAUCUAAUAGAUAAUUAUGAAUAAAAAGAAACUAUUAA
Messenger RNA from Aethina tumida (small hive beetle), 2642 nucleotides. RefSeq names its product nose resistant to fluoxetine protein 6. Gene Ontology annotation, molecular function: acyltransferase activity, transferring groups other than amino-acyl groups. NCBI's taxonomy places the organism in Eukaryota, Metazoa, Arthropoda, Insecta, Coleoptera, Nitidulidae. The transcript is spliced from 13 exons. The record is from RefSeq and is a predicted model, not a curated record. Bases 267 to 2525 code for a protein of 752 amino acids.